Molecule: messenger RNA, 1772 nt
Organism: Vigna umbellata (rice bean)
Lineage: Eukaryota; Viridiplantae; Streptophyta; Magnoliopsida; Fabales; Fabaceae
Product: beta-1,4-N-acetylglucosaminyltransferase family protein
Biological process (GO): N-acetylglucosamine metabolic process
Cellular component (GO): membrane
Molecular function (GO): beta-1,4-mannosylglycoprotein 4-beta-N-acetylglucosaminyltransferase activity
Source: RefSeq, a predicted model, not a curated record
GUUUAAUUUGCUGUUUUGUUUUUUCUUUCUGGUACCUUCACUUCCUCUGGCUCUUUCUCUCUUUCUUACUACCCAGAGUCCAAUUUUACGAGAAAAGGAUACAAUUGGUAGCUAGGAUUGGGAUAUUAAGAACACCUAUUUUCGCUCUUAUCCUCUCCCCUUCUGUCGCUCUUCGCUACCUUUCAAUGGAUUUUCGCAAUCCAUUUCGACCCUCUAUUCCUAUCUCUUUCUUACCUUCUGCAACUUCUCUAAGGCGAACAUGAUAUUUCUGAAUUUGAUUGUCAAGCUGGGGAAAUCAAUUAGAACAUUCAAUGUUUCCCCUUCAAGUGCAAGGCCUGGUUCCUCGACCACGCCUCAUUUCUAGGAGAAAACCUCCCAUGUUCUUUUGUUUGUUACUUCUAUUACUGGUGCCAAUUUUUUUGUUUGGAAUUUUUGUCCAUGGCCAGAAGAUUUCUUAUUUCUUCCGUCCCCUUUGGGACAACCCGCCUUCUCCUUUCAAACGUAUGCCUCACUAUUAUGCAGAAAAUGUCUCCAUGGACCACCUUUGCAAUCUUCAUGGUUGGUCCCUUCGCUCUGAGCCUCGCCGCAUUUUUGAUGCUGUCAUUUUCAGCAAUGAGUUAGAUCUGCUAGAGAUCAGAUGGCGCGAACUUUUUCCCUAUGUAUCAAAAUUCGUGAUCCUUGAGUCCAAUACAACGUUUACAGGCAUUCCAAAGAGACUCUUCUUUGCGUCCAAUCUUUCAAGAUUUGCCUUUGCCAUGCAUAAGACUGUCCAUGACAUUUAUCCUGGCAGAGUUGCAGUCCCUGGAUCAUAUGAGGACCCAUUCAUGCUUGAAUCAAAACAACGGGGGGCUAUGAACUCAUUGUUACGCCGUGCAGGCAUUUCCUACGGUGAUAUUCUUCUCAUGUCAGAUACAGAUGAAAUUCCAAGUCCUCAUACUUUGAAGCUACUUCAGUGGUGUGAAGGGAUUCCUCCCGUAAUGCAUCUUGAGUUGAGGCAUUACAUGUACUCAUUUGAGUUUCCGGUGGACUACAGCAGCUGGCGUUCCACUGCCCACAUCUUUGGUCCCCGGACACAAUACCGCCACUCACGCCAGACAGACUUAAUCUUCUCCGAUGCAGGAUGGCACUGCAGCUUCUGCUUUCGGUAUAUUUCAGAGUUUGUGUUCAAGAUGACUGCCUAUAGCCAUGCAGACCGUGUGAAACGGAAGUCUUUCUUAAGUCACUCAAGAAUUCAGAACAACAUUUGCAAGGGAGAUGACCUUUUUGAUAUGCUCCCUGAGGAAUACUCUUUCAAAGAGUUGAUUAAAAAGAUGGGGUCUAUACCCCGUUCAGCUUCUGCAGUUCAUCUUCCUGCAUACUUGAUAGAGAAUGCAGAUAAAUUUAAGUUCCUUCUUCCUGGAGGUUGCUUAAGACCACCAGAAUAAAUGCUCCUUUUAUCAACGUAACAUGUAUAUAUAUUUGCUAGCUACUUUUCGGGCAGGAUACCUUAGACAGCACCUACAUUCCUACUUUUAUCAUUGUUCUUGAAAAUUAGGCAGCAUUGGAGAAUGGGGCGCGAUAAUCAGUUACUACACAUUUUGUAGCUGUAGAAACUAUUACUACACAUUUUGUAGCUGUAGAAAUUCAUCCUGCUCGUGUACCAUUUUGGUAAUGCAGAAAAUGCCUUUGUUAAGUGCAGGAGAGAACUAGGAACUUGGUUAAAGUACACAGAGCUUCAACUGACAUAAAUGGUGAUAAAAGAAAAAUAAUACUUUUCUGCAUGUGUUUCCUUA